GCGUAGAUUGAAGGGUCAGAUAUUGCCAGCAGUGGUUAACUGUGAAUUUAAAAAAAUGAACACCCUGAUGGCCAAAGUGGACCAUAAAUGGAUUUCUUUCACUUUGAGACGUUCAUGGAUGGCAACUAUGGUAGCUUCCAAGGCCCAUUUUUCCACAAUUCCCCCUCAACCCGUCAUCCCGUCUAAGAAGCCUUUCAAAGUGGAUCUUGUUGGUGGAAAGCGUUAUUCCUGGUGCACCUGUGGGCACAGCAAGAAACAGCCUUUUUGCGACGGAUCGCACAAGUCCAAAGCCCAAGGCCUGUCCCCACUGCGUUUCCUCCCGGAGAAAGAUGCCACCGUUUGGUUGUGUGGCUGCAAGUACACUAGCAACCCGCCAUAUUGCGACGGAACACACAAGCAGGACUUCAUACAAUCCGCUCUUCUCCAUACACACACUAACAGUUCAACUGCAGACUAAUAUGACCUGGGGUUGAUAAGGCAAAACAUUUUGUGUACUUUGCGUGUCUGUACUGCCCUCUGCAGUAUGCACCCUGAAUAACAGCUCACAACUCUCACUCUCACCAUUCAUUAAAUUGUUAACAAAAGUCAAGAGGCUCAAAUGAUGUGAGCGUUCUUUUUCUACCACCGAUUCCAACUGUGCCUUAGACGUGAUGCAAACGAUGGUGGGUGGGCGGGUGGCAAUACUGCAUAGCAGUGGUUCCCAAAGUGGGGUAGGGCACGUAAUAUUACGUGAGUGGAGAUUUGAAAAUUAGGCUUUAUUGAUGGUUGUAUGUUUUUUUGUAUUCUAGAUUUUUUUAAAAAGUGGGUAGUGGUUCUUUUAGAGUUGGGAGAUCAUGGAAAUAUUCCACUUAUACAUAUAAUGGACACUUCAUACUCAACAGGCAGCAUCAAAACUAGCUGGGACGCAGGUUGCCGCUGCAUUCAGGUACACUUGAAAAUCACAGCAAACACAGCCACACAUGCACAUGCAGUCUAAAGUAGGUGACAUUUAAAGCCAGCACUGGUUGCUCAUACAACAAUAAGAGAAAGUUCUAACAGACAUCAAUGUUAAACCUUUGGACGGAUACUGCUUUAUCAUGAUUGGUCAACUUUUCUCUUUGAUUUGCUAUGACUUGAAUAUGCUGACAUAAGCCUUUGCCAUCCUGAGUGGACAAAAUAGAGAAGCUCUAUUCAAAUGAAAUGGAUUGAAAGGGAAGGAUGCCUACAUCAGAGUGGAAUAAAAGAUAUACUGUAUAGGAUGAUCAUUUAUCUAUUUAGCAGUGCUCAUGGCAAACUUUAAUUUUGCUAUGCUAAAUGCACAUUUUUCACCCGGAAUUACAAUAAAAUGAAUGAACCAACAAACUAUCGUCAAUAUUUCAAAUUAAUGAACACAACAAGGUUUAUGUUUUUGAAGCGUGCAGUAGUAGGGGGUACGUGGCUUCGGGUGAAAUGUCUAAAGAGGUUCAUGACUGUACAGUUUGGGAACCACAGGUAAAAUCUUCUCUUGCCUCGUGAGCUGAGUGUCUCAUGACAGCUCUAAUGUUGGAUUAUCCUACCAAUGUGCAAAAUGGAGGAGUGAACCAGCAGCAAUUAGGCAGAGAGUCCAAAACGCAGCAAGAUUCCAGCCUAGUAACCUCGGAAAAAAACACAAUAUCACAUGAAAACCACCAAUAACUCCCUGAAGCUGGAAAAUAGUCGGAAAUAGUGUCCAAACAUGUCCAAAGUUUGGACAACUCCAUACAUCUGUACCAAGAAAAACAAAUAGAAGUGAAAAUGUAAGAAAUGCCCACAUUUGUUGUUCAGGUGGAACAGAGCCUUAAACAAGUGGGAGAGUGCUUAGCACAGUGAUACAUGCUUCCAUGUCACUAGAUUUGUCAAGGAGCCCCCAGAGGUCCAAUUACUGGCUAAACAUAGUGACAAUGGGGCUAAGUUGGCAACACCGAUCCCUCCUGCUACAUCUUAUUCUCUGGCAGGCCAGGCGUGUUAUGUAUGAGGUAGUGGCAAAUGAAUUUGUUUGGGGCUGUCUUACGUACGUAUAUAAAUGCGUGUUAGUCCCACGCUUUUAAGUGUUGUCAGUCCUACGUGAGCGUUUACGAGCUUGGUGGUUGAGUUUUUCCAGUUCGAUUCCUAGCGUCCCGGUGUUCUUCAGGAAAUGAUGAAUUGGACACUUGGAUCAGAAUACCUAUUAAGUAAACGUUUUAUUGACCUAAAACAUGCACAUAUGGCUGAUCAAAGCAUUUUGUUUUUGUUGGAACAGACCAAACAAAAGGAAUGUUGAAUUUGAUAAAAGAACAUGGCCAAGUAUUGAAAAUCCCUUUGGAGUUCUCGUGACGGACGUGAGAGAAGGUGUCCAGCGAGCGGGCGUGGUAGUGCUUAGAAAAGUGACAAAUACUUGUUGGUUGGGACUGUGGAAAGUGCAUCAACAGUUCAGUCAUGAGAGUGGUGCCUGAUGAUUGCUUUUCCUGGACACGUACAGCAGUAGAUCCUUCGUUCUUCAUAUUUCAAUCGUGCAUUGACUCGCACUGCAAUGCUUCACAGCAUUUUGUCCCAUUUUACAGAAGCCAAAUGAAAAGUAGAAAUGGAACGAACCACUGCAUAUACAAUACAAAAUGAUUACAAUGUCUUGUAUAAAAGAUAAGUUUAUACAUAUGUAUGCACACAUGGUCACAUUUGAUACAUACUGUACAGUCUGUAUGUGUGCACUGUUCUAGUCUAACACACAUGAGGCACGCACGCACGCGCACACACACACACACACACACACACACACAGUUUCUAUUUGGCUGCACUUCAGUCUGUCACGGUGAAAACUGCCUCUUAAGUCCCAAAGGCAGAAGGUUCCAGUGUUUUUGCUCUGCACAAAUCCAAACACUGUCCUCCCUCCUGUCAUGCAGACAUUAGGUCGGAGGAGGCAAACCGCUUUUGUCUCCACCCCUGGCGUCCUCCUUGCUGGCCGCCGAGCUUGUGCCAUUGACAGUCAGCUUCCGGGCGGAGGACACGCCCUGUUUGGAGGAGAGGGCGUGUCGCUGAGUGUUGCUGGGCACAGUGGUACCGUUGGAGUUCUGGAUGGCAGGAGAGAGGUUGUGAGGCGCGGGGCUGGACUGCGAGGAGGCCCGUGGCGGCUGCGCCGAAGAGGGACUGUGGACUUUGUCGCUCUGGGAGUCGCUCUCUGAGGUCGGGCUGGUGUUGACGCCGUCGGAGUGGCCCUGGGCCGCUGACUGGGCUGGCCUCCUGCGCUUCCUUGUGGGCUUCACCAAGUACUGUAGCGGGAUGGGGCCGGUCUGCACACACAGAACCACCAUCAUGUAUUACAUUCUACACAGUACAGGGGUGGACAAAGUGUGGCCUGGGUGCCUUUUCCAACCUCACUAGGGUCACGGGUAUGCUGGAACCUAUCCCAGCUGAAAAAAAUAUUUUCAAGAAAAAAGAAUAAAACACAACAGAAAAGGUGUAAUUUUUUAUA
Messenger RNA from Doryrhamphus excisus (bluestripe pipefish), 3442 nucleotides. RefSeq names its product CDGSH iron-sulfur domain-containing protein 3, mitochondrial-like. The record is from RefSeq and is a predicted model, not a curated record. Gene Ontology annotation, molecular function: 2 iron, 2 sulfur cluster binding. Gene Ontology annotation, cellular component: mitochondrion. NCBI's taxonomy places the organism in Eukaryota, Metazoa, Chordata, Actinopteri, Syngnathiformes, Syngnathidae.